Acanthochromis polyacanthus (spiny chromis) is the source of this 1391-nucleotide messenger RNA. RefSeq names its product NKAP domain containing 1 (gene nkapd1). The record is from RefSeq and is a predicted model, not a curated record. The transcript is spliced from 6 exons. Lineage: Eukaryota; Metazoa; Chordata; Actinopteri; Pomacentridae. Bases 69 to 869 code for a protein of 266 amino acids.
AGUAUUGGUGGAAACUGCGAGCGCUUUUCGUUCUUCUUGAAUGCUACUCGUUUCUGAAAGGAGUCAUCAUGUCAAAGCAGCCGAUGGGGAAGACAUUGCUGAGGAAUGUAAUCCGCCACACAGAUGCCCACAAUAAGAUCCAGGAAGAGAUGGAUAUGUGGAAAAUGCGAGACUGGGAGAUCCAAAUGUCCCACCACAAACAUUUGUCAGAUGCAGAGUGUGUGAGAGGACAUAUGCACUGCGAUCGAGUGUCAGAUCAGCAUAAAGACUUCAGUCGCAGCAGAGAGCGAGUUUCAGAACACGAUGACCGAGAGGCUCGAUACUGGACUCGCAAACUGUACGACUUCGAGGCCAAUGAUCCUGACAGAUGGGGACACAGCGGCUUUAAGGAGCUUUAUCCUGAAGAGUUCAAAAGUGAUGGUGAGGAAACCACAAAGAAGGUUAGUCGUCACAAGAUUAAAAAGUCCAAGUCUGACACCGAAGCAUCCUUAUCAAAACGAUCCAAAAAAUCCUCCCGAAAGAAGAAAAAGAAAAAGAGGAAGAAAGGUGUGGAAGAAAAGUGUAAGAGAGUGGAGUCCUCGAGCAGCGACUGCAGCACUGAUGACAGCGACACCACCAAAGACAAGCAGAGGAGAAAAAGGACUAAAAGUCGACAUAAGAACAAGAAAAGUGCAAAAAGCAGAGCGAGAGAUGAGGACAGUGGCUCGGGAGACAGUAAUGACGAGGUUAAAAGGGAGAGGCGGACUCGCAAAAAACGAAAGCAGGACUCCCACAAAGACUCAGACUCGGGGCCGAACUCAAAAAAGAAGAGGAGGAAAAACUGGAAAGCAGCAGGAGAGGAGAGCUCAGAUGAUAGUUCUGCAGACUGAGAUACGCAGACAUGAACAGGCACACAGCUCAGGUAACAACCAGGGAAACCACUGCAGAUUCCUUUGUUCGCCUUAACUGCACAGAGGGCUUUUCACUGCAGGGCUGUUCUGUAUUGUACUUUGUUUGACAUCAACAAACCUGUGCUGUCGGUCCUCUCUCCGUGGGCGCUCUGCGUAGCAAUAACUCAUCACCUCUGCAGUGGCUUGAAGCACACGGUACUGCAGGCAGCAUGAAGAGGGAUGGUGGGGUAUCCUCCACCUGCCUCAUCAGAAAAUCCUGUGGGCUGCAGGCUCAGUGAUUGAUCAUUGACUCUUUCCUCAGUUGGCCUGCCUCAUGUGAAAACCUGUCCUGAAAUGACCACUGUUUGUUUUGGGUUUUUUUUACCUAAUUUAAGAGAAAAAGAAUCAAAUUAUGCAACUUUCCUCAUUGAUUAUGAUACAUUGGGAAUUUGCUUUUAACAUUUGUAAGCAGCAUAUUGUAAUAGGUGAAAAAUAAACAUGUAUUUUGCAGUUUUCCUUAAA